Molecule: messenger RNA, 516 nt
Organism: Dendrobium catenatum
Lineage: Eukaryota; Viridiplantae; Streptophyta; Magnoliopsida; Asparagales; Orchidaceae
Product: zinc finger protein GIS3
Exons: 1
Coding region: 1-516 (171 amino acids)
Biological process (GO): cytokinin-activated signaling pathway; trichome morphogenesis; gibberellic acid mediated signaling pathway
Cellular component (GO): nucleus
Molecular function (GO): DNA-binding transcription factor activity; transcription cis-regulatory region binding
Source: RefSeq, a predicted model, not a curated record
AUGGCCACUGCUGUUCCAGGGCUUAAGCUCUUCGGAGUCAACGUCACCGACAAACUCGCCACAGAGACGACAGACUCCACCAACUUUACAGACGCCGCCGCCGCCGCCGCCGAUCCCCGAAAGUACGAAUGCCAGUACUGCUUACGUGAGUUUAUCAACUCCCAAGCUCUGGGAGGCCACCAGAACGCCCACAAGAAAGAACGCCAACAGCUUAAACGGGCACAUGCUGCGGCAGCUGCUGCCGCCGCCGCCGAAGCUGCCGCCGCUGCCAGCCAUAACUUCUUCUUCACGGCUUUCUCCCCGCCUCAGGUCUCCUCAACUGCCUGUAGCAACUGGGUAUUUUUCUCCCAGCCCUCCCGGACUCACUUCCACUCUUCUCGAGACUCGGCCGCGCAGUUUGCCGGAGUCGGUCACCGCAGCUUAUCGAUGGUUGGGCCGAAGCGGUCCGGCGGCGGCGAAGAUGUGUGUGGGCUCGACCUGCACCUCAGCCUUGCUCCAGCCGGUUCGCUGGCUUGA